This is a messenger RNA of Coregonus sp. 'balchen', 2813 nucleotides long. The record is from the annotation of a GenBank genome assembly. Lineage: Eukaryota; Metazoa; Chordata; Actinopteri; Salmoniformes; Salmonidae.
AGUAGGUGAAACCACUCAGUGUUGAUCUGCUCUGAUUGGGCUGCAGUGUUUCAGUAGUGUGAAGACUGGUAGGGUCGGAUAGGGGAGACUUGUUUGUGGAGAUGAUGGUGUUGCAAUAUGAUUGGAAAUGAUGGGAGUGCAAAUGACUUUUAUUUUGAAGAAACAUGAUGUAUGACCAGCGGAAGUAAUUACGUCACACGCUCGUCGACUUAAAAAUAAUGUUGAAUCGCACUCAUUUUCAUAAACAUCGUGGUUUUGAAGUUGCGUGCUGUGGUAUAUGAUAUAUCUCUGAAAUGUAGAAAUUGCCUGUCCAUUUGACGACAAGGAAAUACCACAGAAAAGCUCUACAGCUAUGGCUGCAACAGUUGUAAGUUUAUUGGCUAGUUAGCUAACUAGAAUAAGCUAACUAACGUUAGCUAGCCUCGUGUUCUUUGUUGUAGCUACGUUUUUAGUUGUUGGGUUAUAUAUUUGUAAAGAUACCUAACUACACCACUUGGCCUACACUACACCUUCACAAACCCUAAAUGUGAACAGCGGGACACUUCACAAAAGCCUGAUACUGUGGGAUUAUCCCACUGGUGCCACCAAUGCAGCCGUUUAUUUUCAGCAAACUUAACAUGUGUAAAUGUUUGUAUGAACGUAACAAGAUUCAACAACUGAGACAUAAACUGAACAAGUUCUCUGUAGUUCAAUUGGUAGAGCAUGGCUCUUGUAACGCCAGGGUAGUGGGUUCGAUCCCCGGAACCACCCAUACGUAAAAAUGUAUGCACACAUGACUGUAAGUCGCUUUGGAUAAAAGCGUCUGCUAAAUGGCAUACAAAGUUCCACAGACGUGACUAACAGAAAUUGAAUAAUGUGUCCCUGAACAAAGGAGGGGAGGGGGGGGGGGGUCAAAAGUAACAGUCAGUAUCUGGUGUGGCCACCAGCUGCAUUAAGUACUGCAGUGCAUCUCCUCAUGGACUGCACCAGAUUUGCCAGUUCUUGCUGUGAGAUGUUACCCCACUGCCACCUACCUAAAGGCCUUCAUCAUGGUGAACUGCCACCUACCUACAGGCCUUCAUCAUGGUGAACUGCCACCUACCUACAGGCCUUCAUCAUGGUGAACUGCCACCUACCUACAGGCCUUCAUCAUGGUGAACUGCAACCUACCUACAGGCCUUCAUCAUGGUGAACUGCCACCUACCUACAGGCCUUCAUCAUGGUGAACUGCCACCUACCUACAGGCCUUCAUCAUGGUGAACUACCACCUACCUACAGGCCUUCAUCAUGGUGAACUGAUACCUAGUGACAUUCUUACAGCGCAAGCUCACUACUACCUCCUGUGCCAUAAUUUGAAUUAGAUCUGAGGAAGACUGGUCUCCCUGUAACCCAGGGGUGGGCAAUCAUUUCAGCUGGAGGGCCACAUCGAGAUUUCAAAAUUCAGGGGAGGGCUGCACAGAUUUUUCUAGGGACCAAUUUAUUCGUCAGAAGCAAUUUGCGGGCCACAAAAAGGCCAGUUAUUUUAAAACUGAUAGGCCCAUUAUAAUUUCUACAUACUUUAUAUCUAGUUUUAGACAUUCAAGAGUGGCCUGAAGUGUUUUUUAAAACCUAAAAUCACAUACCCCUGCUGUAACCCUUGGCCCUGUAACAGCAGGGUUGCUAUGGUCUGACACAGAUCCUAUUGAAUUAAAUUAGUUAUAAUAUUUAAUUAUAUGGUCUGACUAUUCCCCCUAAAAAAGAUUUUAAGGCAUAUCUCUGUAUUGACCAAGUUUUUGUUAAUGGCUGUCAUUCAUAAUCAAUCACACCUCUUGUCCCUUCUCCAGGAUUUCAGGACCCACGUUGACGCGUCAUGCAGGUAUUCAGAGGAGUUCACCAACAUAUAUUAUGACUGCAUGGACAAGAAAAGGAGGGUAGGUACUGAUUCAUCUGGGCUCUGUGUGAAUGCACUGAACCACAGCGGUUCCACAGGUACCAACACCUCCCUUGGUAUCCCUACUUUGGGAAAACACUUCUUUGUGAGUGUCUUGAAAUAUCUCAACUGUAGCUAGAUGGCUAACUCCCAUACUGUUGAUCUUCACCCAGAACUUGAUGCGGCUCUACCUGGACAAAGCGACCCUGGUCUGGAAUGGGAAUGCUGUGUCAGGGCAGGCUGCUCUCGGGGAGUUCUUUGAGUCGCUUCCCUCCAGCGAGUUCAGUAUCCAGACUCUGGACUGUCAGCCAGUGCACGGUGAGAUUCUUUCCCUCAAUUCUUAUUGGGAUUUCUUCAGUUACAAUGUAAACAAUGAUUGAAUCGUAUGCACGUGAUAUUAUAAAUUCCGUUAAACAUGGGAACAUGUUUUUAGAGGUAGAAAUAUAUAGACCCAUUUUAAAUAAUCACACAAUAGAGAAACAGAAUGUGAUGAGGAUGGUGGAACGAGGCCAACACCACUUUCCCCUCUUCAUAUUCCCAUACAGAACAGGCAACCCAGGGCCAGACCACGCUGCUGGUGGUGACGGCAGGACAGGUGAAAUUUGACGGACAAAAGCAGCGCUACUUCAAUCAGAACUUCCUCCUCACAGCCCAGGUGUCGCCCACCAGUGAUCAGCCUGUCUGGAAGAUCGCCAGUGACUGUUUCCGCUUCCAGGACUGGAAUAGCUGAGGCCUACUUUAAUCUGGUUUCAGGGUCCUGUUCAUUAGGGCACACAAUAGCAACACAAAUUGCAACGGGCUACGAAAAACAAGCGUUUUCUUAUUGGACAAGUUUGUCUGUUUGGUGCCUAAUGAGUAGAACCCUGCUUUAAGAUGUUUGGUCUUUUUUUAUGCCAGUAUGUACCAGUCUUAUAAUAGAUGGUAA